Colias croceus (clouded yellow) is the source of this 805-nucleotide messenger RNA. It is a transcript of the gene p27K, whose product is annotated as 27 kDa hemolymph protein-like. The record is from RefSeq and is a predicted model, not a curated record. The transcript has 7 exons. NCBI's taxonomy places the organism in Eukaryota, Metazoa, Arthropoda, Insecta, Lepidoptera, Pieridae. Bases 39 to 725 code for a protein of 228 amino acids.
UUCAGUCAUCAAGCAACCUGGGUUCUGAACACUUCAUCAUGCUUUUCAAAGUAUUCCUUGUGGCCUUUUUGGCAGUCGGAGUCCUCGGUGAGUACAAGCUCAGCGAAGACCAGCGUCAGAAAAUUAAGGAUGCUAUAAAGGACACCUGCACCAAAAACGGCGCCGCUGAUAAAAUCGACCAGGCUGAGAACUCAAUCAAGAACUUCGUCGACUGCGUCAAGACUCUGUUCAACUUUGAUACUCUCAAAAACGAAAUCGAAGCAGCUAAACCUAACGGUGCCCUCGAUGAGGUCUUCAAGAAGUACUGCGCCAAAUCGCCCGAGCUGAAGACUUGCAUACACACGCUCACGGAGGGCGUGUCCCCUUGCCUGCCCGUCAGCAUUCGCGACAACAUCAACUCCGGCAAGAACGCCAGCGACCAGCUGAUCGACUUCGUGUGCUACAAGGAUGGAGACAGGAUUGCUUUGUUCAUCGCCGAGGGAGGUCCCGAGUGCUUCCAAGAGAAGAGCAACUCUCUCCGUGAAUGCGCCAACAAGGCUCGCGAGGGCAUCACCGACAUUGACUCCGUAAAAGCCCUUUCUAUUGAUGAGAAAUGCGCCAAAUUCGACGAUCUGACCUCUUGUGUGGUCAAAGCCCUUGAGGAAUGCUCCACACCCACCCCUGGUAACAUGGCUGAAUCACUCAUGAGAUACAUCAGGAAAGGAACUCCAUGCAAGGCAAACUAAACUCACCCAUCGUGAAAAGACUGUCAUUUAAGUGCCAUUCAAAUUUCGUAUAAAACAAUAAACGCACCAUUUUUCUGUAA